CGAGGAGCAGCUAAGGCUAAGCGUAGACAUUGUGCAGUUUGCACUACGAGAAACAUAAGAUGCAGCAGGAUUUGCGAAUUUGCUGAUUAUUUCCCAUAUGAAUUAUUAAGGGAAUACGAAAGUGCUAAUGAUUUGUUUGGUACGCCAAAUAUUCUAAAAAUGAUGAGACUUGCUCCUACAGAACAAAAGUCGGUGUUGGCAUCUUCCAUACUCAUUGAAGGUAUUGCAUGGACAUGUGAUCCUGUUCGAGGUGGAUUCGGAAUGCUGCAAAGGCUCGUGUGGGAGGUUCAAGUACAUGAAGCCUACCUCAAUGAGUUGAAGGAGAAGAUUAAAGACAAAAAAAGAAAAAGA
Thlaspi arvense is the source of this 351-nucleotide messenger RNA. The record is from the annotation of a GenBank genome assembly. NCBI's taxonomy places the organism in Eukaryota, Viridiplantae, Streptophyta, Magnoliopsida, Brassicales, Brassicaceae.